Molecule: messenger RNA, 905 nt
Organism: Cariama cristata (Red-legged seriema)
Lineage: Eukaryota; Metazoa; Chordata; Aves; Cariamiformes; Cariamidae
Exons: 4
Biological process (GO): inflammatory response; antimicrobial humoral immune response mediated by antimicrobial peptide; neutrophil chemotaxis
Cellular component (GO): extracellular region
Molecular function (GO): chemokine activity; CXCR chemokine receptor binding
Source: RefSeq, a predicted model, not a curated record
AGAUGAAGCUGGCAGCGGAGCUGCGGUGUCACUGCAUCCAGACUGUCACAGGAUUAAUGUUGCCAAAGCACCUGGCCAACGUAGAAAUCAUUCCUAAAGGCCCACACUGCAAUGCUGUGGAAAUCAUAGCAACACUGAAGAACGGCCAGCAAAUCUGUUUAGAUCCCCAGGCCAAAUGGGUGAAGAUGUUAAUUAACAGGAUUCUACACAGACUGUUCAUCUGCAGAAGGAAACUGCUGGGCUCAAUAGGCUGUCACAACACUAGCGGACUCUCGUAUUUUAUGGCAAAAUUCGACAUGGUGCUGAACUGCAGAGGCAUUGAAAGCAGCAUCCUAACCAAACCCAAGCCUUGCACUGGCCAGCUGGAAACACCUGCGCAGAAUAAUGACUGCACAGCCACAGACAGAGUUCAGGCCGUCACCAAAACCAACGACGGCCAUGACGUUCCGGCGGAGCUUUGGCUUCCCGAGCAGUGCGUUCAGGACGACGGGCGCAGGAGGGCUGGGCGCAGGGCGAGCCUCCGGCGUGGGCUGGGUGCCUCCUGGUGGCUAGCUUCCCAGCGGGCACGGCAGCCCGGGCAGGCAAACACCGCCCUUCCUCCUCCUCCUCCUCCUCCUCCUGCAGGCACAGGCUCCCCACGUACGCACAAGGGCCAGGCACAGUGCCGGUUGCUGAUGCGCACCUUCAGGCAGGGGCGGCACGCAGUAACAGCUGCGCCGGCAGACACAGCCCGGAACGCGCCGCUGAAGGGACAGACACCCCGCGGGCCUCAGUCCGCCCUUCUCUCCCCCUCGUCAACAGGCGAGUGGUGUCGGACCAAGGUGCAAACUAUGCGUCCGUUCAACACAUCGGGAACACAUCUCUUUUUCCCUCAGUAUCUCUUCCGGCUCCAGCAAGAGCUGUGA